AUGCCGAUAUCAACUAUUUCCAACAUAACUUUUACAACAAGUAAUAAUACGAAUGAUAGACUACAAGUAUCAUGGUCUCCUCGUGAUCCACCUGUAUUAGAUAUUUUUGUUCGCACUUGGCGUGGUGAUGGUCAUUGGUUGAUAUAUCUACUACGUUCAAUUGAAAAAUAUGUACCACGUACACUCUAUCGUAAUAUAAUAAUAACGUUUCCGUUCACUGAAACCUCUUAUUUUCAAUCAUAUUUACCGUUCUUUUCUUUACCUAUAAAAUUAAUACAAAGCAACGAUGUUUAUAUUAAGAAUGGUCCUAAUAACGGUAGUUAUUACUCUCAAAUGUAUGUCAAAUUUCAUGCAUAUCAAUACAGCGAUGCUGAUUUUUUUAUUCAUAUGGAUUCGGAUACUAUGUUUAAAGAACCUAUUAGUCGACGAGAUUUACUUGAUGAACACAAUAGAGUAUAUGUGAAGCGGGUGAAAUUUGAUACAAUGGCAGCUAACUUCCGAGUUUGGCAAAAACCUGCAGAAAAAAUAUUAUUAGAAAGUGUUCCAUAUGAGACUAUGACAGGUUUUCCAUUCGUUUUUCCACGUGAUUUAUAUGAAAAUACUAUACGUCUUAUUGAAAAACGUCAUAACAAGCCGAUGCUUGCAGCUGUAAGAUCAGUGCGGGAUUUCAUUGAAUUUACCACAUUGGGACAUUAUUUGAUUACACAUAUGUCUAACAAUAGAUGGGUAGACAAUGAUAAUAAAUCAUCUAAAGUUGUUCAAUCGUGGUCAUGGGGAGGUUUUGGACCAACACAAGUGGCAUGGUACGAAUGCCUUCUAAGAGCGAAAGAUAAUAAAAUGUGUCAUCUGCAACCCUCUGCGACUGACCUACAUUAA
Messenger RNA from Rotaria socialis, 876 nucleotides. The record is from the annotation of a GenBank genome assembly. NCBI's taxonomy places the organism in Eukaryota, Metazoa, Rotifera, Eurotatoria, Philodinida, Philodinidae.